Messenger RNA from Fulmarus glacialis (Northern fulmar), 535 nucleotides. Its product is annotated as GDNF family receptor alpha-4-like. Gene Ontology annotation, cellular component: external side of plasma membrane; signaling receptor complex. The record is from RefSeq and is a predicted model, not a curated record. Gene Ontology annotation, molecular function: glial cell-derived neurotrophic factor receptor activity. The annotation marks the transcript as partial. Gene Ontology annotation, biological process: nervous system development. NCBI's taxonomy places the organism in Eukaryota, Metazoa, Chordata, Aves, Procellariiformes, Procellariidae. The transcript is spliced from 5 exons.
GUCGCGCUAUGCGGAGUUCCAGUUUAAUUGCCAGCCGUCCCUGCAGGCUGCGAGCGGCUGCCGGAGGGACAGCUAUGCUGCCUGUCUGCUGGCGUAUACAGGGAUCAUAGGCAGCCCCAUCACACCCAACUACAUUGACAACUCAACUUCCAGCAUAGCUCCCUGGUGCACGUGCAAUGCCAGCGGCAAUCGGCAGGAAGAGUGUGAGAGCUUUCUGCAUCUCUUCACCGACAAUGUCUGCCUCCAAAAUGCCAUUCUGGCCUUUGGCAAUGGGACCUACCUGAAUGCAGCUGUGGCCCCAUCCAUCCCCCCCACCACACAGAUGUACAAGCAGGAGCAAAAUGCCAACAGAGCUGUGGCGACCCUCAGAGAGAACGUCUUCGAGCACCUCCAGCCCACCAAGGUGGCCGGAGAGGAGAGGCUCCUGCGGGGCUCCACUCGUCUGUCAUCAGGGACCUCCAGCCCAGCAGUUCCCUCCUGCUGGGCGAUGUGGCUUCUCCCCACUCUUGUUGUGCUGAACCUCUUCGUGAUGUGA